Messenger RNA from Triticum turgidum subsp. durum (durum wheat), 1359 nucleotides. Lineage: Eukaryota; Viridiplantae; Streptophyta; Magnoliopsida; Poales; Poaceae. The record is from the annotation of a GenBank genome assembly.
AUGGGCGACUCUCAGUUUACCAUCGGCACCUCCAUGAGCGAUAUACUCGCCACCAUGGAGCGCGAAGGCCGCGAUCCUGCUACGAUCUCCCUCGGCAUAAACGCGAUGCUCUGCUUCGUGUACGACUACCUGCCGGAGCCGCCCGUCUCCCUCACCGCCUCCCUCUCGCUCGCCGGCGCGUCGUGGGUCCCCGACGGCGUAGACCGCAUCAGCCGCCUCCCCGAUUUGCUCCUCCGCGUCAUCAUCUCCCGCCUCCCCGCCAAGGAUGCCGCGCGCACCGCCGCCCUCUCCUCGCGCUGGCGCCCGCUCUGGCGCUCGGCGCCCCUGGCUCUUUUCGACAUCAAUCUCUUUCCGGACGGCGACACGUCUCCCUCUCCCCGCGCUGUCACCGCCGCUGUUUCCGGCGCCCUCGCGGCGCACCUGGGGCCUUUCCGCUGCGUCCACCUCAUCUGCAGCGCCAUGGAUAAGCACCGAGGCGAAAUGGCGCGCUGGCUCGACAUCCUCGUCGCCAAGGGGGUCCAAGAACUCGUCUUUGUCAACCGCCCUUGGCCGAUUGACCUGCGCCUCCCCGCCACGAUCUUCAGCUGCGCCUCCCUCACCCGCCUCUACCUCGGCAUCUGGAGGCUCCCGGACACCGCCGCUGUGCCGCGCAGUGUCAGCUUCCCCAACCCCCGGGAGCUCGGCCUCUGCUGGAAUGUCAUGGAGGACCGUGACCUCGCCUUCAUGCUUGAAAGAAGCCCCGUCCUGGAGUUCCUCGGCAUAAUGGGGAGCCAGACCGGAGUGCGCGUCCGCCUCGUCAGCCACAGCCUGCGCUGCGUCCAGCUCGGCUUUUCUUUCAUGGAGGACAUCGACGUGGUGGAUGCCCCUCGCCUGGAGAGGCUCUUCCAAUGGGAAACUGUUUCCGCGGUCAAUAGCCGGGCCAUGGCGAACCGCUCUUUCAGAAUCAAGAUUGGGCAUGCACCUAACCUGCGUGUGCUGGGAUACCUUCAGCCUGGAGAGCAAGAGCUGGUCGUCGUGGCUGGGAGCAAGGAGAGCAUUGUUCCAAGUGCCCAGAUUUUGGCCAUGGAGGUGCAGUUCGGUGUGCGCAAUGCUGUCAAGAAAGUGCCUGGCUUUCUCCGCUGUUUCCCCAACCUGGAGACUCUCCAUGUCCAGUCCACCCGCAUACUUGAGGAGUCCACUGGCAAGGUCAAUCUCAAGUUCUGGCAGGAGGGCGGCCCCAUCGAAUGCAUCCUGCGGAGCAUGAAGAAGUUGUUCUUCUACGAGUUCCGAGGGUCGAGAGAGGUCGGGUGCUGGACCAGAUGGUGGUUGUGGUGGCCAGUGAGUAUUUCUCGUCAGGGGACAAUGUCAAUGCCAAGCUGA